CGCUCCAGCUUGCGAGGAUCCUCCCGGGUUUUAUGGCUGCCGCGCCCUCCUCCCUCCUGCCCGCCUGCUCGCCAGCCUCCUCCCUUCGCGCUCCCUCGCUCCGCCUAACGCGGCUGGAUCAGUCCUUCGGCAUUUCCUGCAGCCAGGCCAUCGCCGCCAGCUGAGUCCCCGCGCCCGGCCCGGCCUGGCUCGGCCUGCAGCACAGAGGGAGCGCGCGGCACGGUAGGAGCCCAGUGGCCAGGAAGCCACCCAGUGCCCACGCCAUGAAGGAGGAGGUCUUUCUCCGGCGCCGUUUCUCACUGUGUCCGCCGACCUCCACCCCGCAGAAGACUGACCCCCGGAAACUCACGCGGCACCUGCUGCUGGGCUGUGAGAAUGAACUCGGCCCAGUUGGUCCAGGGAAGGAUAUGGAGCCCCACAGCCCAUCACUGCCAAAGGAGGAAGAGCCCCCAACCCCCGGCUCUGCAAAGAUGCCACCGGCAGAGUACCGGCUGUGCAAUGGGUCUGAGAAGGAGAGCAUGUCCCCAACAGCCAGGGUCUCCAAGAAGGAGACUCUCAAGGCACAGAAGGAGAACUACAGGCAGGAGAAGAAGCGAGCUACGAAGCAACUGUUCAGUGCGUUGACUGACCCCAGCGUGGUCAUCAUGGCUGACAGCCUGAAGAUCCGGGGGACCCUGAAGAGCUGGACCAAGCUGUGGUGCGUGCUGAAGCCAGGGGUGCUGCUCAUCUACAAGACCCCCAAGGUGGGUCAGUGGGUGGGCACCGUGCUGCUGCACUGCUGCGAGCUCAUCGAGCGCCCCUCCAAGAAGGACGGUUUCUGCUUCAAGCUUUUCCACCCACUUGACCAGUCUGUCUGGGCCGUGAAGGGCCCCAAAGGCGAGAGUGUGGGCUCCAUCACACAGCCCCUGCCCAGCAGCUACCUGAUCUUCAGGGCCGCCUCUGAGUCAGAUGGCCGCUGCUGGCUGGACGCCCUGGAGCUGGCUCUGCGCUGUUCCAGUCUGCUGAGACUGAGCUCCUGCAAGCAGGGUCGCGACGGGGAGCCGGGGUCCUCGCCCGACGCGUCUCCCUCCUCAGUCUAUGGGCUGCCCGCGUCGGUGGCCGUCCCCCCGGACCAGGACUUGUUCCCGCUGAACGGGUCUUCCUUGGAGAACCACCUGGAGAAUGACGGGUUCUCAGACAAGUCCGAGCGAGAAAAUGCCGAAGACUCAGAUGCAGAGACCCAGGACCACAGCAGGAAGACCAAUGAGAGUGGGAGCGACCAGUCUGAGGGCCCUGGGGGGCCGCGAAGAGGAACCACCUACGUGGAGCAGGUCCAGGAAGAGCUGGGAGAGCAGGGUGAGGUGUCCCAGGUGGAGACGGUGUCGGAGGAAAACAAAAAUCUGAUGUGGACACUGCUGCGACAGCUGCGGCCUGGCAUGGACUUGUCACGUGUGGUGUUGCCCACCUUUGUGCUGGAGCCACGCUCCUUCCUCAACAAGCUCUCGGACUACUACUACCAUGCUGACCUGCUGUCCAGGGCUGCAAUGGAGGACAGCGCCUAUGGCCGAAUCAAGCUCGUGCUACGGUGGUACCUGUCUGGCUUCUACAAGAAGCCUAAGGGAAUCAAGAAGCCCUACAACCCCAUCCUAGGGGAGACCUUCCGCUGCUGCUGGCUCCACCCCCAGACCAACAGCCGCACUUUCUACAUAGCAGAGCAGGUGUCCCACCAUCCACCCGUGUCUGCCUUCCACGUCAGCAACCGAAAAGAUGGCUUCUGCAUGAGUGGGAGCAUCACAGCCAAGUCCCGAUUCUAUGGGAACUCAUUGUCAGCUCUCCUGGAUGGCAAGGCCACACUCACCUUCCUGAACCGAGCAGAGGACUACACCCUCACCAUGCCCUAUGCCCACUGCAGAGGGCUACUGUAUGGCACUAUGACCCUGGAGCUGGGAGGGAAAGUGACCAUUGCCUGUGAGAAGAACAACCUUCAGGUUGAGCUGGACUUCAAACUCAAGCCUUUCUUUGGGGGCAGCACCAAUAUCAACCAGAUCUCAGGAAAGAUCAUGUCUGGAGAGGAGGUCCUGGCACGUCUCACUGGCCACUGGGACAGAGACGUGUUUAUCAAGGAGGAGGGUAGUGGAAACUCCGAGCUCUUCUGGACUCCAAGUGAGGAGGUCCGCACACAGCGGCUGAAGCGGCACACGGUGCUAUUUGAGGAGCAGACAGAGCUGGAGUCUGAGAGGCUCUGGCAGCAUGUUACCAAGGCCAUCCUCGAAGGUGACCAGCACAAAGCCACACAGGAGAAGUUUACGUUGGAGGAGGCACAGCGGCAGCGUUCCCGAGAGCGCCAGCAGAACCUCACGCCCUGGAAACCACAGCUCUUCUGCCUGGAUCCGCUCACCCAAGAGUGGCAUUACCGCUAUGAAAACCAUAGCCCCUGGGACCCUCUGAAGGACAUCGCCCAGUUUGAGCAAGAUGGGGUUCUGCACACCCUGCAACGAGAGACCAUGGCUCGCCAGACCACCUUCUUGGGCAGCCCAGGCUCCAGGCAUGAGAGACCUGGCCCAGACCGGCGACUCCGCAAGGCCAGUGACCAGCCCUCAGGCCACAGCCAGGUCACUGAGAGCAGUGGCUCCACACCUGAGUCCUGCCCAGAGCUCUCAGAUGAGGACGGUGACUUUGUUCCUGGCAGUGAAAGCCCAUGCCCUCGGUGCAGGAGGGAGGUGCACCGGCUGCAGGCCCUACAGGAGGCCGUGUUGUCCAUCAAGGAGGCCCAGCAGGAGCUGCACAGGCACCUCUCGGCCAUGCUGAGCUGUGCAGUGCAGGCCAGGCAGGCACCACCCCCAGGCCUCCUGCACAGCCCCCGAUCCUGGUUCCUGCUCUGCGUGUUCCUGGCCUGCCAGCUGCUCAUCAACUAUGUCCUCAAAUAAGAGCCUUGGGGCAGUGAGACAUGGUCUACAGAACUCCAGCAGCCCAGCUCUCCCUCCAGGCACCCAGCACUUUAAGCCCUGUGGAGGCAGAGACUCAAUAGGCACAGCCACCACAAAAAAGAGACCGUGCCCAAAGGACAGCAGACAGACCCUGUGGACAUCAGUGCUCUGCAGCCUGAGUGUGGGGCCCUCUGGAGCAGGGGGGCAGUGGCCUUUGCAAGGGGGCAUAGGCCUUGCCUGCAGUGCUCUGUGUCCAGCGCUGGCCUUAAUGCUAAAGCCAAAUGCAGCUUCUGUCCUGAGAGAUGCCCUGGUCCUCUUGCCUCAUGGUUGUCAAUCCAGCCCACAUGGCAUCAAUGGAUGUGGGGUAGGAGGCCUGUCUAGAUGUUGGAACAGUCACCACUAGUGGCAGUAAGUGAGCACGGUUUAGAGGAGCAAAGCAGGACACCCAGGAGCCUCCAGGGCUCAGCCUCCAUGAUACUCCAUGAGACCUGCCUUCCUGGGAUCCUGCCUGCAAUGCUGAGGUCACCCUGGAAGGGCCCCCAGUGGGCCCUGGGUCAGGCUGGGGCUGCCCUGGGGAAGACACUAGGGCUGUUCUGCAGAAGAUUAUGGGGCUUUUAUUCUGCCACUGUGCUGUUUGGACAGUGGCUAAGUACAGGUAGGUACCAGGCCUCUCCUCAGCCCCACAGUGGGAAGAGCCUGCCCAGCCUACCUUGAGUACGAGCUUGUACCCAGGAGCAGGGCACAAGAGGUGGCCCUGGAGUCAGAAGGCUCAAGCUUGUGACACUGCAGUCUUCCCAUUCGUUUUACACUUUUUUACUACAUGUAAUAAUUGCAAUAUUUUAGGCCUCUGGCCCCUGGUUCCUGUGUCAGUGGCGCUCUGUGCGUUUGUUCGUGCGUGCGUGCGUGCGUGCGUGCGUGUGUGUGUGUGUGUGUGUGUGUGAGCAUCUACACAUAUUUACAUUCAGAGCCUUAAACUUCUCUGUGGGUGCCGUCUCAAUGUAACUGACCCUUCUAUGUUCCUUAUUUUAUACCCAUGUUCUCGUCUAUCUCCCUUCCCAAUCUGGGAACAUGUCUGUGCUCCAUGCCUUGAAAUAAACAGAUACACAUGU
Cavia porcellus (domestic guinea pig) is the source of this 4015-nucleotide messenger RNA. It is a transcript of the gene Osbpl5, whose product is annotated as oxysterol binding protein like 5. The record is from RefSeq and is a predicted model, not a curated record. Bases 264 to 2906 code for a protein of 880 amino acids. NCBI's taxonomy places the organism in Eukaryota, Metazoa, Chordata, Mammalia, Rodentia, Caviidae. Gene Ontology annotation, molecular function: cholesterol binding. Gene Ontology annotation, cellular component: cytosol; membrane; intracellular membrane-bounded organelle. The transcript is spliced from 22 exons.